Cebus imitator (Panamanian white-faced capuchin) is the source of this 2798-nucleotide messenger RNA. RefSeq names its product NADPH oxidase 1 (gene NOX1). Gene Ontology annotation, molecular function: superoxide-generating NAD(P)H oxidase activity. The transcript has 12 exons. Bases 695 to 2197 code for a protein of 500 amino acids. Gene Ontology annotation, cellular component: plasma membrane; NADPH oxidase complex. Lineage: Eukaryota; Metazoa; Chordata; Mammalia; Primates; Cebidae. The record is from RefSeq and is a predicted model, not a curated record. Gene Ontology annotation, biological process: superoxide anion generation; defense response.
GGCAAAUGUUUCUGUAAAAAGCUAGAUAGUACAUAUUUCAGGCUUUGCAAGCCAUAUGGUCUCUGUCCUAACUACUCUCCUCCUUCAUUGUAUCACAAAAACAGCCAUAAACAAUACAGAAAUGAGUAGGAGUGGCUAAGUUCCAAUACCACUUUAUUUAUGGUCACUGAAAUUUGAAUUUCAUAUAACUUUCACAUGCCACAAAAUAUUCUUCUUCUUUUGAUUUUCUCAACCAUUAGAAAAUGUGAAAAUGUAAAAUAUAAACACCAUUAUGAACCUGCAGGCUGUUGCAAAACAGGUAAUGGGCCACGGGCCUCAGUUUGCUGAUUCUGCUCUGGUCUAAUGCAUGUCUCAAAGUGCUAAGUCACUCUGAAAGUCAGUUAGAUUCUGGCAGGAUUGUACUCACUUAAAAUGAAAACAGGUAAACACAAAAUAGCCAGAAUGGCGACACUAUUCCUAUCCCUACUAUUCCUAUUCCUAUCCCGUAUUUACUCCUUCCCAUACCCAAAUUUCACUGUAUUCUUUGCAUGUUUUAUUCUUCCUCUAGGCUGUUUGGUUGGGGCUGAAUGUUUUCCUCUUUGUGGAUGCUUUCCUGAAAUAUGAGAAGGCCGACAAGUACUACUACACAAGAGAAAUCCUUGGGUCAACAUUGGCCUGUGCCCGAGCCUCUGCUCUCUGCUUGAAUUUUAACAGCAUGUUGAUCCUGCUUCCUGUGUGUCGCAAUCUGCUGUCCUUCCUGAGGGGCACCUGCUCAUCUUGCAGCCGCACACUGAGAAAGCAAUUGGAUCACAAUCUCACCUUCCACAAGCUGGUGGCCUAUAUGAUCUGCCUACAUACAGCUAUUCACAUCAUUGCACACCUGUUUAACUUUGACCGCUAUAGCAGAAGCCGACAGGCCACAGAUGGCUCCCUUGCCUCCAUUCUCUCCAGCCUAUCUCAUGAUAAGAAAAAGGGGAGUUCUUGGCUAAAUCCCAUCCAGUCCCCAAACAUGACAGUGGAGUAUGUGACAUUCACCAGCAUUGCUGGUCUCACCGGAGUGAUCAUGACAAUAGCCUUGAUUCUCAUUGUAACUUCAGCUACUGAGUUCAUCCGGAAGAGUUAUUUUGAGGUCUUCUGGUAUACUCACCACCUUUUUAUCUUCUAUAUCCUUGGUUUAGGGAUUCACGGCAUUGGUGGAAUUGUCCGGGGUCAAACAGAGAAGAGCAUGAAUGAGAGUCAUCCUUGCAAGUGUGCAGAGUCUUUUGAGAUGUGGGAUGAUCAUGACUCCCACUGUAGGCGCCCUGACUUUGAAGGGCACCCCCCUGAGUCUUGGAAGUGGAUCCUUGCACCAGUCAUUCUUUACAUCUGUGAAAGAAUCCUCCGGUUUUAUCGCUCCCAGCAGAAGGUCGUGAUUACCAAGGUUGUCAUGCACCCAUCCAAAGUUGUAGAACUGCAGAUGAACAAGCGUGGCUUCAGCAUGGAAGUGGGACAGUAUAUCUUUGUUAAUUGCCCCUCAAUCUCUCUCUUGGAAUGGCAUCCUUUUACAUUGACCUCUGCUCCAGAGGAAGAUUUCUUCUCCAUUCAUAUCCGAGCAGCAGGGGACUGGACAGAAAAUCUCAUAAGGGCUUUUGAACAACAAUAUCCAACAAUUCCCAGGAUUGAAGUGGAUGGUCCCUUUGGCACAGCCAGUGAGGAUGUUUUCCAGUAUGAAGUGGCUGUGCUGGUUGGAGCAGGAAUUGGGGUCACCCCCUUUGCUUCUAUCUUGAAAUCCAUCUGGUACAAAUUCCAGUGUGCAGACCACAACCUCAAAACAAAAAAGAUCUAUUUCUACUGGAUCUGCAGGGAGACAGGUGCCUUUUCCUGGUUCAACGACCUGUUGACUUCCCUGGAACAGGAGAUGGAAGAAUUAGGCAAAGUGGGUUUUCUAAACUACCGUCUCUUCCUCACUGGAUGGGACAGCAAUAUUGUUGGUCAUGCAGCAUUAAACUUUGACAAGGCCACUGACAUCCUGACAGGUCUGAAACAGAAAACCUCCUUUGGGAGACCAAUGUGGGACAAUGAGUUUUCUAAAAUAGCUACCUCCCACCCCAAGUCUGUAGUGGGAGUUUUCUUAUGUGGCCCUCAGACUUUGGCAAAGAGCCUGCGCAAAUGCUGUCACCGAUAUUCCAGUCUAGAUCCUAGGAAGGUUCAAUUCUACUUCAACAAAGAAAAUUUUUGAAUUAUAGGUAUAAGGAUGGUAAUCUGCCUUGUCUCUCCUUUGUAUCUUCAAUAACUUGGUCUGGUCAGGUUUGAGCAGUCACUUUAAGAAUGUGCCUCUCAAGCCUUGACUCCCUGGCAUUCUUUUUUUUGACUGCAUUCAACUUUGUUACUUAAGCUUCAGCAACUUAAAAACUUCUGAAGUUCUUAAAGCCCAUGGAUCCUUUCUUGGGAAAAUAGCUGUACUUCUGGACAGCCAUGACUGUAACAAGGCUUGAUAGCAGAGCUUUGGUGGUUGAGAGUUAUACAAUCAAUCCCAGGCAAUUUUAUCAAUUCCAAACGUUACUAUCUCCUGAAUUUUGGUUUGUAAUCUCUUGCCCCUCCCACCCCCACAGAAGAUUUCUAAGUAGGGUGACUUUUUAAAUAAAAAUUUAUUGAAUAAUUAAUGAUAAAACAUAACAAUAAACAUAAAUAAUAAACAAAAUUACCAAGAACCCCUUCCCCAUAUAACACCAACAGUGUACAUUUUUACUGUUACUUUCGAUAUGGUAUUAUCCAGUGUGAACAGCAAUUUAUUCUUAUUUUUGCUUGUCAAAAAAUAAAGGAUUUUCUUCUUUGCUUGA